UGACCCAAACACUCCUAACCUGCCAACCUAGCGACCUGUCAAGAUUAUUUCCAACGUGCGCUCUCCUCCAACCAUCCAUCCGUUAGUUCUGCGAUUUCGCGGCGGCCUCUAUCGAUCCCUCAGUCGGCCAUGGUCACCUCAAUCGUCGCCGCCUCCUCGGUUUUCGGGCUCCUAGUGGUUCUCGUUUCAGGACUUCCCUACGAAUUUGACGACCAAAGAGCCACCAAGGCACUCUACGAUGAGGUCCGGCAAUUAUUAAAUUUAAAUCAACAAGGGUAUAUGCAGGAUGCCCCUCAACCUGAACAGAUACUCUCUUCGGAGAGUCCUGAUAAGCCCGAAACACCUCGAGCAGUGAAAAAUUGGCCCGAAGAAGAUUUGAAAUUGGGACAAGUUUCAGGAGUCUCUGUAAAUGCUGCUCUGCAACCAGUUAUCUUCCAUCGGGGUGACCGUGUUUGGAAUCAAUUCACUUUCAACGAAACUCAUCACUUCCAAUUGGGACACAUAGGACCAAUCAGGGAACACACUGUUCUUACAUUGGACCCUCUGAACGGCAAGGUCUUAGGAAAAUGGGGAGCUGACUUUUUUUACAUGCCCCAUGGGUUAACAGUUGAUAGACACGACAAUCUCUGGUUAACAGAUGUGGCUUUACAUCAAGUAUUCAAAUUUAAACCUGGAGAACUCCAACCAGCUCUUACAUUUGGUGUUAGAUUCGAACCUGGUUCUGACAAGAAGCGCUUUUGUAAACCAACAUCUGUAGCUAUCGCAUCUACCGGAGAAAUUUUUAUUGCUGAUGGUUAUUGCAACACAAGAAUACUUAAAUAUAAUGCGGCUGGAACUCUGUUACGAGUUUUUCCCACUCCUCCAGAAGCCCUUUCGCUGCAAGUACCUCAUGGACUCGCUUUAAUUGAGCCAAUGGACAGAAUCUGCGUAGCUGAUAGAGAAAAUAUGAGAGUGGUUUGUCCCAGGGCGGGUUUAUAUACUUUGCAAGGGAAAAAAGAACCUGCCCUUACCAUUACUCAACCAGAUAUGGGCAGAGUGUUUGGAGUUGCAUCAAAAGGCAAGCUCAUUUACGCCGUAAACGGCCCAACGUCCAUGCUUACCGUCCAGGGCUUGACCAUCGACCCACAGACGGAGUCGGUCAUCGAUCAUUGGGCGCCCGAGGAGGGCUUUGGAAAUCCACACGACAUAGCUGUAUGUCCGAACGGUUCAGCAAUCUACGUAGUCGAGAUAGGACCAAACCGAGUUUGGAAAUUCGAACUAGUUCCACCUAAAAAAUAAUAGUAAUAAAAAUAAAUAAAAAACUAACGUACUUAUCGUAAAAUAAAACGUUGCUUCUGCUUUCAGUUUAAAAACAAAGUAUAAUAGCGAUAUUAUUUGUAUGCACCUACUUACUUAGGUACUGCAGUUUUCUUAAAAAUGAUUUGCGCAAUAAUUUAAGCAUAUCAGAUUAAGAAAUAUAAUUUUAUUGUAAACUAAAUAAUCAAAAGAAAAAGAAGGUAAGUUAAUUAUCCACCAGCGUAAAUCAGUGUGAAUUGCAGAAAAAUAUUUUAUAGCUGUAUUCCAGUGGGAAAUAAAUCAUUAUCAAAAAUUUAUCUAUCUAAAAGUAAUGAUUCUAGAUGAUAAGUAAAUAUUAGUACCUACCUAGUAUCUUUUUACAGUGGUUAUUUAGAUAAUCCGUAUGUGCAACGCAUAUUUUUGAAAACUAUACCUAUAUAAAAAGUUACUUAUUGAGAUUAAAAUUAGUGCUUGAUGAUGUGGUUCUAAAGUAAUAAAUUCAUAUAUUUUAUAGAUUUUUAAAAUUUGUAAGACAUUAGCGAAAAAAGUGAUUUAGACCAAAAUGUAUAAUUGUUGAUGUAUUGAUAUGUAUAGUAUUUAUUUAGCAACUAUAAACGUAGAC
Molecule: messenger RNA, 1897 nt
Organism: Psylliodes chrysocephalus
Lineage: Eukaryota; Metazoa; Arthropoda; Insecta; Coleoptera; Chrysomelidae
Source: the annotation of a GenBank genome assembly